GAGAGGGAUUUCCCAGUCGAACUGGCUAAUAACUCUGGCCAAAAAUGAAAGCCCGCUUCCGGCGACCGCGCAGAUAAGGAAAGUAAACUGUAACCGUCCGAUCAAAAUUGAAAGUCUUACCCAGGCCAUCAUCAAUCUUCCGCUUAUAUUACCGUUAAGGCGCUCCUCCUUUUUCCCCCAUUCCCUAUUCAAACCCACGCUCUCUGAUUGCCAUUUAGCAAACAAACUAAACCAAGAAAGCGAAAGAAAGCGAAACCCUUCUCGGAAAAUGUCGACGAUGAAGUUCAAUCGCAAGCCGCCGCUCGCCAAAUCGCCGAUCCGCCUCCGCUCCCGCCGCGCCCUCCACUCAAACUCCGCCUCCUUGCAGACUCCGCCUGGUUCGUUGAUGAAAUCGGCAAAACUGAGCCGCGGACUGGCCACUGAUGUCGACGUCGGCGGUACGGAACUCCGGCCGGAGUACCGGUUCAUGUCCUCAGAGCUGCGUGCUCUGGCGAAGCAGGUCCGCGACGAGCUCGGUAACGGAGAUCUGGCUGCCAAACCGAAAUCCGUCGGCGGGAGCUUGAGCGCGAAUUCGAGUCCCCUGUUUUUCGAGAGGGGGAAACUGUACGACGAGUACGCCGCCAGGAGGAACGAGCGGCUGCGGAAGAAGAAGAUCUGCGGCGCCGCAUACGAUUUCGCCAAGACGCCGUCGUACAGGCUGGGAGUGACGGUAGAGUCGUCGAAGAGGAGGGAUUCCACGAGGAAGAUGGAGAGCUUGAGGAAGUCCGUGGCAUCGGCUUACGGCGGCGGCCAGAGGCUGGUCGGUGGGGAGACUCCGAGGUACUUGUUGAGGAGUAUGUGUAAAGACAGCAAGAAGCCGCCGCCGGCUCCUCUGGCGAUGAACUUCGAGAGAUCUGCUCUUCCAAGCGAACGGAAUAUUGGAGUCCGGAGAUCGGUCAGGAGGGUCUGAAUUCUGAUUGUUCUUUUGGUUGGUUGUGUUACCAUUUCUGUUUGGUAUCAUUUUAGGGGGAAACAGCGGAUUUCUUUCCUUUCUGUGAAUAGUCUGCUUCUUUAAGACAUUCAUCAGUGAAUCUCAUCUUCAAUGUUUUCCACACGUAUUGUACCUUUCUAAAGCUUUUCCAUCUCCCUUCAUCUUCCCCUGUUUGUAAUGUACAAGUUUGUACCAUGGUAGUUCGGGGUGUAGUUCGAGCCACGUAUUAAGAUUAGCAGUUCGUAUCAAGCUCGCGUAUCAAGAUUAGCAGUUCAUAUGUGCGUAUGGGAACAUACUCAUAGGAAGUUAAUGAAUGAUCACACUAUAUAUUGAGAAUGAUUCCC
Molecule: messenger RNA, 1314 nt
Organism: Linum tenue
Lineage: Eukaryota; Viridiplantae; Streptophyta; Magnoliopsida; Malpighiales; Linaceae
Source: the annotation of a GenBank genome assembly